UGUGAGUCGGUCGGAUCCCUAAGUUGAAAGGUCAAAGUUCGCUUAUUAGCCUGGUCAUGUUGUCGGAAUAAUUCAAAUCAAAGAUUGGCCGGAGCUGAUCUUCGAUGGGCUGUACAAAUCUCUGGUAGAGGACUCUGUAUAAGUGAACUUUGAAUUCCAUCGCAGUCACGUGGUUCACCAUUAGUCGAACAUAUUGGAACUAUCAGGAUGAAGUCUCUAUCGCUACCAACCUUUACUGGAGCAUUGAUGGCUGUCUUGGUUUCCAUGGGAACGACUAAUGCAGUCAUUGCUUGGCCCUGCCCAUUCCAAUGUGAGUGUGAUUCUAGACUGCAAACAGUACGGUGUGCCUAUGUUCAUGGGCUCCGUUGGUCUACAAAUCCAACUAACAUUCCGAGUGAUGUAAGAUCACUGCACAUCUCUGAUCAAAACAUUUCAUCGGUAAGUGCUCUUUCUCGGUCAAACCUAACAAACCUCCGCAAACUGGAGAUGGUGCGAAGCAGUAUCCGUGAAUUACAAGACACUGCUUUAGUGAUGGCGCCGAAACUAAGACGUCUCAACUUGAGUGGGAAUAGUCUGAUAGCAAUGCCACACGCCGUGUCAUCUUUAAGAAUUUUAAAAGAGUUGAUUCUAAGCAGCAACAUUAUCACAGAUUUGAAUCCCUCCGAUUUUGAGAACCUGACUAAGCUGAGAGUCUUAGACUUGAGCCUUAAUAAUAUAUCUAUUCUGCCUCCGGGUUUAUUCCAACCAUUGUCAGAAUUAAGAAGAUUAAACCUGAGUUACAAUACAAUCGUGUCGAUUGAUGAUCAUACCUUCCAGGCUCUAACACACCUUGAGGAUCUGUCUUUGUCCAAGAACCAUAUCCAGCAGUUAUCACCAAUCUGGAUGAACAGUCUUCGAUCGCUGUGGAUUCUUGAGAUGAGUGGCGCCAUCAUCGACCAAUCUCAAGCAACAAAUCUGUUACCAACCGAUGAAUCUGUACGGUAUCCCAAUCUUCAACAGCUUAAUUUAGCAGGAAACAUGAUGUCUGACCUACCUUGUGAUGCUCUAAGAGAAAUGUCUGGUCUGCAGCUUCUCGAUUUAAGCCAUAAUUACAUCAAAGUCAUACCAGAUUAUUGUUUCUGGGGAAUGAUUUCUUUGGAAGAACUUUUGCUUAUUUCAAACGAAAUAUCGAAAAUGGAAUAUUAUGCUUUUGAAAAUGUGACACAGUUAUCAACGUUGGAUUUGUCAUCAAACAGUCUGGAGGAAAUAGAAGCCGGGAUAUUCUACAACACAAAUCUAAAAUCUCUGUACAUAGGUUCAAACAGAUUCCACACGUUGACAGAAAACACAUUUGCGGGAGCGUACAGCUUGCGACAGAUUUUUCUUCGUUAUAAUCAAGUAUCUGAAAUAUCAUCUCAAGCCUUUUGGUAUAACGGUGGACUUACUACCGUAGACCUUCGCGAUAAUGCCCUCCGGAGAGUAGGGGCAGAGUAUAUUAACUUAACUGCUUUGAGUUUCCUUGCAUUUAGUGGUAACAAGAUACAUACAAUCCAGACGAAUGCAUUUGAAGGCACAUCGAUUAGUCUUAUCUAUUUGCAUAAUAACAGCCUUACUACACUCUCCAAGCACGUAUUUUCCUACAUGCCCACCCUGAGUACAAUCACACUAUCUGGGAACCCUUGGCAUUGUGAUUGUAAGGUUCGUUACCUAUGUGAAACCAUGAUAGAUGCCAUGGAAACAGGAGAACUCUUCCCUUGGUAUGAAGAUGCGGAUGAGAUGAUGUGUGCUACACCCAAGUCAUUCCAAUAUCAAGAGAUGCAAACUGUCAAACCAUUUCAGAUGAUUUGCACCACCUAUGCUUCUGCUCUAGCUAUUCAACUGAUUGUGGGACUAUCUCUAUCAGCUGUGGCUAUAAGUACAGCCUUGUAUGUCGUGCAGCUCUACUGCAAGGCUAAGAAGAUGGAGAGGAACGGAGUUGGAGAUGCGAGCAAAUGUCUGGCGUAGCAGGAGACCUUUGGGAGGCUUCAACCAAAAUGAACAAUCAUUCAUCGGAUUUGGAGUCAGUCCUCUUUGUAUGGUUUUACUUACUUUUCUACAAAUGCUGGAAAUGUCAUAUUUUGAAUCUCGAAAUACAAAUGUAUUUUGGAUAGUAUUUGAACACAAAGCAAAAGGUUAUUAUAAUGGUGAUGAAUCAUUAGUAACGAUGAAGGUACCUCGUUUAUGUACAGCGCAUAUUGUUACAGAAGAUCCCUUUGCUGAUGAUUCUGAUCUUAGUCGUGGUGUUAGUAAUGGUGUUUAAAGCUCAUGAUUGAAUGGCAUGAAGGUCAGCUAAACUUUGUCACCAGUCAUAACUUUGUCAUCGUCACACCUAUGACAAGGAACAGUUCCCGGAACAGUUACGAUGAUGGUUGCUGAACGACAUGCAAAACAUGUAUUUUGACAUAUGCCGAAGUGGCUGUAAUCAUGUUAAAGAUAUAGAAGAAAGGAUCGGCUUAGAUAUAUUUCAAGGAUUAUGUUUAUAAGUACAGUCUUGUUAUUUUUGUACAUACAUGUUAAGUUUCGUGAAUUCUAAUCGUAAUUAUAAACAUUCCAUUUAUAGUUAAGGAGCAAAAUUUGCUCGGCUUGCUUUGUCAUAUAUAUUUUUGAAAAUACAAUUGAAGGGAGCCAUGUCACUAAGUAAGAUGAUAGCCUCCCUAUCUUUUUGUAUUACAGGUGGAGUUCAUGGUUUGCUUGAGUAGAACAAAAAUCCAUGAAUUUCUUGAAAUUUUAAAUCACCUUUACCUCUCUAGAGAUGUAUUUAAAGUCAAUAAAUCUAAAAACAUUAUCAAGUUAAGUCAAAUUGUUACCUGUGAGCAGGGGUAAUUGAUGUCAUUAUGAUGCUACAACAGGUUAUGAAACCUCCCCUCUCUCCCCUUCUCUCUCCCUCUCCCUCUCCCAUCGUUCCCCUAUAUCGUCUCCU
Molecule: messenger RNA, 2938 nt
Organism: Strongylocentrotus purpuratus (purple sea urchin)
Lineage: Eukaryota; Metazoa; Echinodermata; Echinoidea; Camarodonta; Strongylocentrotidae
Product: toll-like receptor Tollo
Exons: 3
Coding region: 208-1983 (591 amino acids)
Cellular component (GO): plasma membrane
Molecular function (GO): protein binding
Source: RefSeq, a predicted model, not a curated record